Thermothelomyces thermophilus ATCC 42464 is the source of this 1555-nucleotide messenger RNA. RefSeq lists its product as uncharacterized. Bases 95 to 754 code for a protein of 219 amino acids. The record is from RefSeq and is a predicted model, not a curated record. Gene Ontology annotation, cellular component: ribosome; cytosolic large ribosomal subunit. Lineage: Eukaryota; Fungi; Ascomycota; Sordariomycetes; Sordariales; Chaetomiaceae. The transcript is spliced from 3 exons. Gene Ontology annotation, biological process: translation; ribosomal large subunit assembly. Gene Ontology annotation, molecular function: structural constituent of ribosome.
GAUUUGGUCAAAACCGCAGAGGCUCCCAACCAUCCCCCUCUCCCCAAGACCAAGUCGAUACCCGUUGUCGUGACAUCGCAAAAACACCGUCACAAUGGCUCGCCGUCCCGCCCGCUGCUACCGCUACUGCAAGAACAAGCCGUACCCCAAGUCGCGGUUCAACCGUGGUGUGCCCGACCCCAAGAUCCGCAUCUUCGAUCUCGGCCGCAAGCGUGCCACCGUCGAUGACUUCCCGCUCUGCGUCCACCUCGUCUCCAACGAGUAUGAGCAGCUGAGCUCCGAGGCCCUUGAGGCUGCUCGUAUCUGCGCCAACAAGUACCUCGUCAAGACGGCGGGCAAGGAAGGUUUCCACCUCCGCGUCCGUGCCCACCCGUACCAUGUCGUCCGCAUCAACAAGAUGUUGUCCUGCGCCGGUGCCGAUAGACUGCAGACUGGUAUGCGUGGUGCGUGGGGCAAGCCUAACGGCACUGUCGCCCGUGUCAACAUUGGCCAGAUUCUCAUGAGCGUGCGCACUCGUGACUCCAACCGCGCCUUUGCCCUCGAGGCCCUCCGCCGCUCCCAGUACAAGUUCCCUGGUCGCCAAAAGAUCAUCAUCUCUAAGAACUGGGGUUUCACCCCCCUCCGUCGUGAGGAGUACCUGGAGAAGAAGGCUGCUGGCCGCGUCAAGGUGGAUGGUGCCUACGUCCAGUUCCUCAGCAACCACGGCAACCUCGAGGAGAACAUGAAGCGCUUCCCGGAGGCCUUCAGCGCCUAGAGGAGCCUUGUGGGAGAGGAGGAAUGGUUGUCUGGCUUUUAGGGUGGCGUAAACGGUCAUUUUAGGGCUGAAACGAGGGCAUGUUAACUAACAUCGUGGUCUUGAUUCGGCAUAGUCAAUGGAACCAUUCAAGCACAGUGGUUCUCAAUGGACAACAGGACAGUGCAUCCUCGUUUCUCGGCUGUGUUCCUGGUGUCUUUGCGCGAGACGCUGUUUUGGUGCCUGAAUGGAACACUCCCAUACCGCCGCUGUCCUACAGAACAUCCCCUCAACAGCCAAAUGGGGUGGAAGGAUGGGGUUGGGCGACAGAAGUCCGGGUGAGGCAAGGACGAGGCGAUCGUAGUUGUUGCCGCCUAGAGGAAAAGGCCGGCUGCGCCGGGUGAGUUCGGGUGUGAGAUGUUGCUGACAGUUACACGUGAAAGUUGAAGGCCGAUGGUGCCGGAAGGAACCGAGCCAGCAUGAUCGCAAAGCAAAGGCGCAGAUCCGACAUCAGCAGUGCUCUCAGGAAGAGUCUUUGGUGCACAGAAUGCGGACAAUCCCGAAUCAUCAGCCUGCGAUAUCCUGUCGUUUCGGGGACAGUGCCUUUCUCCUUGCUGCUGUUCAUGCGUGUAGUGCCCCAUGUUUUCCAUCACCCGGUUGGGAAUCAAUUGCAUCUCUGAAUCGCGCUAGUUGGAUAUCAGGUAGAUGAUGAGUGGAACUAGCUGGGAGACACCGCUCUCAUGGAGUCAAGAGGCACAUAGCGGACUCAGCACCCAAUAGCUCAUUACGAUAAGCUAGAUAAUACGUACAGGCUUCCUGGUC